AUGGCUGCCAUUACUACACCCAUAAGCUUCUUAUUCAAACCACGUUCUUAUACAGUAAAAGUACACCCAUACUCCUCCAAAACUCCCUUUCUUUUCCUCCCUACACCGUCCAAACCGUUACCAACAACAAAACUCCAGAUAACUCACAAUAACCUUUGUACAAAAGCGAUAAUAACUGCAACCAAGAAGGGAAAAAGUAGUAACGAGAGAGUUCAACAAGUUCAGAGUAUUGAAGAAUUCGACGAAGCACUUCAUACAGCGAGAGACAAGCUUGUAGUAGCCGCAAGUUAUAGUAAACAUAAUCAUAAAAUAUAUCCUUUCAUAGCAGAUUUAAGUAGAAGAUGUAAUGAUGCUGAGUUCGUCUUAGUAAUGGGUGAUGAAUCUGACAAAACAAGAGCGCUUUGUGAAAGAGAAAAAAUUGAAAAAGUUCCACAGUUUAAUUUUUACAGAAGUAUGGGGAAAAUCCAUGAAGAAAGCGGUAUAAUUGGUCGGGAUGAACUUAUGCGAGACGUAUUAUACUACGGAGACAAUCAUGCAGGUGUAAUUCGAUUACAUUCAAGAAAAGAUGUUGAAGAUCUGAUAGAAAAACAUAGAACAGAUAACAAGUUAAUUGUUCUCGACAUAGGGUUAAAAUAUUGUGGACCAUGUGUUAAGGUAUAUCCAACCGUCUUAAUGUUAUCAAGACUAAUGGGUGAUAAUGUAGUUUUCGCAAGAAUGGAUGGAGAUGAAAAUGAUAGUUGUAGGCAAUUCUUGAAAGAUAUGGAAGUUGUUAAAGCUCCAACAUUUAUGUUUGUCAGAGAUGGUGUUAUGUGUGGAAGAUAUGUUGGGUCAGGUAAAGUAGAACUUAUACGUGAAAUACUCAGAUAUCGAGGAGUUGGAGUUGCCUCUACUUGUUCAUAUCUAGCUCCCCUCUUGCGCCCAACUGGUCCCGUCAGUACCAAAGCCACCAAACUUGGGGAGUCACUCAAUGACACAAAUUUAGAAUUUGAGUUCAACAAGGAGAGAACCAAAAGAUUAUUGAUUGGGGUAUGA
This is a messenger RNA of Papaver somniferum (opium poppy), 1032 nucleotides long. Its product is annotated as thioredoxin-like protein CDSP32, chloroplastic. The coding region runs from base 1 to 1032 and encodes 343 amino acids. The transcript has a single exon. Gene Ontology annotation, molecular function: oxidoreductase activity, acting on a sulfur group of donors, disulfide as acceptor. NCBI's taxonomy places the organism in Eukaryota, Viridiplantae, Streptophyta, Magnoliopsida, Ranunculales, Papaveraceae. The record is from RefSeq and is a predicted model, not a curated record.